CGUCAUGUUGUCCUUAUACGCAGUAGGUUAAAGUGAUUUGUGGGGCAAAUGAGCUGAACACACCGUGUUAACUGAGUCUAUUUACUGUAGGUUUCAUGCAAGUUUUAAAUUGAAGUUUUGUACAGUACAACAUGUCUGCAUUCAGUAGGAGCGCACUCUUGUUUUCUCUUGUUCGUUGUAUCAGGAGACAGCAGCAGUUUCCAUGCCUGGAGACCCUGACUCAUAUUAAAACUGCGCAGUCUACAGCAGCACGAGGUCGAGAUGUUCAUUCAUUUUCAGCGAGAUAUUUAGCAGACCGUGUAGCCAAGCAUCAUCCAUGGACAUUAUAUCAAAGAAGCCUGUCCACUGAGACACCAUCUAAAGAAGAUGAUUACCCACCUCUACCCGAAUACACCCCUAAUGAAGAGCCCCAAGCAAAGGAAGUGUUCAUCGUCCAGGUCAGAGGGAUUCCCUGGUCAUGUACUGCAGAGGACUUAAUUGACUUCUUUUCUGAUUGUAGGAUUCGAGGUGGAGUUCAAGGAAUCCAUAUAAUUCACAAUAGGAAUGGCAAGCCAACAGGACAGGCGUUCAUUGAGCUGGAGCACGAGGAAGAUGUUUGCAAAGCACUGGAUCAGCACAGACAUUACCUGGGACAGCGCUAUGUUGAGGUGUAUGAGAUAACAAACAAAGAUGCUGAAGCCAUAUUAAAGACUACACAGCCGAUUACGGAGUCAGAUGGAGUGGUGCUACUCAAAGGGCUUCCCUACAGCUGUACUGAGAAAGACAUCAUCCAGUUUUUCCCUGGGUUGGAUAUUGUUGAAGAUGGAGUUACAAUAGUCCUGAACAAGAAAGGAAGAAACUCAGGUGAUGCUUUUGUGCAGUUUGCCACAAAGGAAAUAGCUGAAAAGGCUCUAAAGAGAGACAGAGAAGUCAUUGGAAACAGGUAUGUUGAGAUUUUCCCCAGCAGGAAAAGUGAUAUCCAAGUCCAGUAUGGAAGACGGCGAAACGAGACUUCAGGUUCCACACCAGGAUCCGAGGACACGCCACACAAAAUGAAAACAGCAAAUGGUAGCCCUAUAUCAGCAACACAAAACCUCAUUCACAUGAGAGGUCUGCCAUAUGAAGCCACGGGAGAGGACAUUGUAAAGUUUUUCGCUCCCAUCAGACUGGUGAAGGUUCUUGUAGAGUACAGUCCUAACGGACGACCCACCGGUGAGGCAGAGGCCUACUUCAAAACACAUCAGGAUGCUGUUUUAGCCAUGUCCAAAGACAGAGAGUAUAUAAAGGAGCGAUAUAUUGAGUUGUUCCUGAAUUCAUCAGCAUCAAGGGAGGAACAAUAGGAUGAAAGUAAACUGUAUUUAAAUACAUCCCAGUGUAUUUAAGUUAUUCCAUGUAUGAGUAUAUUACAAGAAUACACAGAACUACAUUAAAAGUGAACUUUACAGA
Molecule: messenger RNA, 1425 nt
Organism: Ctenopharyngodon idella (grass carp)
Lineage: Eukaryota; Metazoa; Chordata; Actinopteri; Cypriniformes; Xenocyprididae
Gene: grsf1
Product: G-rich RNA sequence binding factor 1
Exons: 9
Coding region: 132-1319 (395 amino acids)
Biological process (GO): regulation of RNA splicing
Cellular component (GO): nucleoplasm; ribonucleoprotein complex
Molecular function (GO): RNA binding
Source: RefSeq, a predicted model, not a curated record